AUGUCUCCGAGGCCCCCGCAGGCGAUGGUGUUCCCCAAGGGUGACCGCUCGGCCCCCCGUACCCUCCUCAUCCGAAACCCCACCGAGAAAGAGAUUGUGCUCAAACUCGUCCCCUCCUGCUCGCGCGCCAUCUCGAUCCCGUGCCCGUGCUUGAUGUUGAAGCCGCGAAAGUACGCCGAGGUGAAGGUGACGUUCAACCCGGAGCUGUCCGAGCGCGACUGGCGCACGCAUCACCUGUCGGUGUACGCCCGCGCCGUCCACCCCUACAACGUGGGCAAGCUGCGCAUGUGGCUGAAGGGGUCGGCUGUCAGCCGGCGACAGCUCGUCACCCAGCUCGCGCUCAGCCUCGAGGCGAUCCGUUUUUCCGCCCAGGAGGUGAUCGUCGACCUGCCCGGCGGCGCCCAAAUGUGGGAGUCGGUCACGCGCGCCACCCCGGCCAUCGACGACUCGGACACGUUCACCUGUUUGCCGAUCGACGGCGACACGCAAACCGCCGUCGUGCCGGCCCCCGAAGAGCUCGAGCAGGCCAAGCGGACCGUCCUCGAACCCGAGCCGUGCUGCUGGCUGCUUGGUCCGCUGCUCGACAUGCUGUUCCCGCCGCUCGAGCCGGGCCGGGGCGCCUCGCAGAUGGACUUCCAGCCGUGCGCCGGCUACGCCAGUCGACAGCCCGAAGAGGAACCGCGCGACCAGCAAGCC
Molecule: messenger RNA, 696 nt
Organism: Mesorhabditis spiculigera
Lineage: Eukaryota; Metazoa; Nematoda; Chromadorea; Rhabditida; Rhabditidae
Source: the annotation of a GenBank genome assembly